AUGUUUAAAAAAGUCACCCAAUCCAUCGUAAAUCAAAUGGAUCCACAAGGAGGCCUGGUCCCAGUUCACAGCAUCUUGGACCAUGAACAUUUCAGACCCCUCUGUCUAGUGAGAAGAAAAAGAAAAGCCAUAUUCCACCCAUCUCCCUGCUACAGACAGACGUGGUACAGGCUCGAGGAUGUGCUGCUGCCUGGAGGAGACGCUAACAGCGCAGAGUCCCUCCUUCCCAGCGGAGGUGGUCAAGAUUCAAAGCAAUUUACAGUCAAAAAAAGCACCAGUGACAGAGUCGAUGGGAGCCUGAGCCUUCGUGCAGACCCUACAAGCGUAGAGCUGAAGGGAGCUGCCUCCUUGUCCCAGGCGUGGGCCAUCAAGCUGGAGAAGCACCACAUCCCAGUACCAAAACUGCAGGCGCUGAAAACACACAGAAAAAUGGAUGUGAAUCACUCCUUCAUUCAACAACUACAGAAAACACGACAAAAUUUAUACGUGGUUCAUGAAGCAAUAGAAGCUGCAGAGGAGACCAGCUACGAGGAAUCCAGCGAGGCAGAGGGGAGCUUCAUGGCCCAGCUUUACGCCAAGUUUUGUGCGAAGGGCACCAGAAAGAGCAAACAGAGCAUAACCAUUCCCAAGGGCUGCACCCUGGCUUUCAGAGCAAUCCAGCUGGCCAUUAGAGACGGAUCAUGGGAUCUUGAAUAUUUCCCAGAAAAAAGUACAUUAAAGUUCGUAUCUGAUGGUUUCUCACAAGGAAACUUAGGAGAGGUGGAGGUAGAAGUUAAAGAAAAUUGUCAAAUUCUCUGCACGUUAUCUUCUGAUCUGUUCGUCAUAUUUCUAAAAGCCAUCAAAGCUGUGAUGAAAGACAGGAACCUCUUUCAAGAGCUGACCCACAAAAUGGAAGCAGUUCUUGAUGAACCCGGCAGUUGUGAGCUGGAAACAGAAAGCCCAGAGUUAAAAGACCUGUUGAGCAGCUUGCAGGAUUCUUCAAUCCAUCUUCUCCAUGAGCUGGCAGGAGCAAUCACCUACACCCUGGACGCGUUAGAUGAGCUAACGGAGGAUCAGAGGCUGCUAUUGCUGGAGUCCUUGGAAGACAAGAUUGUGUCCCAACAGCUUAAGCUGGUUGGGAGCAUCUUGGAACACGGGAAGGGGCGUUUCAGCGUGGAUGCCAGCCUGCUCUCCUUCUCCCGAGAGAAGGAACAAGAAUUAACCAUUGCAAUGGUUGAGAUGAGCGGAGUGAAGCUCCAUAAGGACGGAUCUGCUGUCUGUACGGAAAAAGCCUUCUCGGCCAUGGCAGCCCUGUACGCGUCUCUGUACGCCCUCAGUAUUCUGAGCAACUCAGAUUAG
Messenger RNA from Pterocles gutturalis (yellow-throated sandgrouse), 1338 nucleotides. Its product is annotated as gasdermin-A-like. Gene Ontology annotation, molecular function: phosphatidylinositol-4,5-bisphosphate binding; phosphatidylserine binding; phosphatidylinositol-4-phosphate binding. The transcript has 9 exons. The record is from RefSeq and is a predicted model, not a curated record. NCBI's taxonomy places the organism in Eukaryota, Metazoa, Chordata, Aves, Pterocliformes, Pteroclidae. The coding region runs from base 1 to 1338 and encodes 445 amino acids. Gene Ontology annotation, biological process: pyroptotic inflammatory response; defense response to bacterium.